This is a messenger RNA of Lathyrus sativus (Indian pea), 393 nucleotides long. The record is from the annotation of a GenBank genome assembly. NCBI's taxonomy places the organism in Eukaryota, Viridiplantae, Streptophyta, Magnoliopsida, Fabales, Fabaceae.
AUGGGUUCUACUUAUGUUGUUGCAUUGCAAAUUGUGUUAUUUUGCAUCUGUUUGGUUUUGGUAGAUUCUGCUGAGUUCAGUUAUCCGGCAGUUUUCAACUUUGGUGAUUCAAACUCAGACACUGGUGAACUUACUGCAGCGAAGGGCUUUCAACUCCUCCCACCUAAUGGAAGAAACUACUUCAAAACUCGAAAUGGGAGAUUCUGUGACGGUCUUCUCAUAGUCGACUUCUUAAUGGAUGCGAUGCACUUUCCAUUUUUAAAUGCCUAUUUGGAUUCAGUUGGUUUACCGAAUUUUCAUGGAGGAUGCAACUUUGCAGCAGCAGGUUCAACUAUCCUUCUAGCAAAUGCAACGUCAAACAGUCAGUUCGGCUUUGGCUCUCAGGUGUCUUAG